AUGUCCCUGCUCUACCAACGGAAAGUGAACAAUUACGAACAGAGGAAGCAUGACUUGGUGCAUUCGUAUCUUGGACUCAGGGAGAAGUUUGCCCAGAUGGACGAUUCUAAUCAUAACUUGGAAAACACCUAUGAGAUUCUUCUCCAGUUGGAUGAAAUAUUGUAUGAGUACAGAGUUGUGAAAACUUAUCUUGAAAGCAGACAAGAAGACUUAUCACCCAACGACAACAUUUUGCUAGCAAGAAUGGACGCUUUGGCUAUUCGUCUUGAAAAACUGUUGCCCAUACCAGACAUCAUCUCACGAGUACAAGAACUAGCCAUACUAAGAAGACAGAUCUACGAGAAUGCUAAGGAAGCUUCAAAGAUUUUGAAUCUCCACGAGCUACUGGAUCCUCGUGCCAGCAGAUUCAUCGAAAGGUCCUCAGUAACAAGAAGACCCAAAGGUGCACCUCCAUUAGAAAAAUGGGAGGAAGCAACUUGGUCUAAGGAUCAUGCCAGGGUAGUAUUUGAUGCAGCCAGAUUAAGAAAAUCUACCGACGAAAGAGCCGAGUAUAUACGCCAAACAUUUGAAGGUAAGUUCGGUAUCGCCAUAAGUUCAAAGGCUGCGCACUAUCUCCUCUUGCACUACGGAUUUCGAGACACAGGUGUAAACUUAAAAAUCUUCCACUCCAUAAUGGACGAGGCAUUUGUAUUGAACCAACAUCUUCCAGCAUACCCAAGAGCAGCAGCCAUGCUGGAGUAUUUCAGACAGAAGGUCGGUGUAUCCAUCAACAAGAGCGAAUGCACUUACGUAGCCAAAUUCCGCGAAAUAAUGAUGAAAGUGUACCAUUCGCCUGAGGAGCCAGUGGAAAACUACAUCGAGUUCCAGAACCAGGCACCUUAUUUGAACGGAGAGAUGACCCACAUCAUCAACGACAAGAUCACCAUCAAAGAAAACACAAUCUAA
This is a messenger RNA of Scheffersomyces stipitis CBS 6054, 945 nucleotides long. RefSeq lists its product as uncharacterized. The transcript has a single exon. NCBI's taxonomy places the organism in Eukaryota, Fungi, Ascomycota, Pichiomycetes, Serinales, Debaryomycetaceae. The record is from RefSeq and is a predicted model, not a curated record. The coding region runs from base 1 to 945 and encodes 314 amino acids.